CAGUGUACGUCCGAACAGCUGGUCCGUGUUCGUUUUCAGCUGUUCAGCCUGCUCGUAGCCCGUCUACUCAAGAUUCAUCAUGGCGAACAUCAGUCAGUGCCGUCAGAACUUCCAUGAGGAGUCCGAGGCUGGGAUCAACAAGCAGAUCAACAUGGAGCUGUUUGCCAGCUACACGUACUUGUCCAUGGCCUACUACUUCGACCGGGACGACGUGGCCUUCCCGGGCUUCUAUGCCUACUUCAAGAAGCAGUCUGAUGAGGAGCGCGAGCACGCGCAGAAGCUGAUGAAGUUUCAGAACCAGCGCGGCGGCCGGGUGGUGCUGCAGGACGUCAUGAAACCGGCCCAGGACGCCUGGGGCAGCCCACUGGAGGCCGUGCAGGCGGCGCUCGAGCUGGAGAAGACUGUGAAUCAGUCGCUGCUCAACCUGCACAAGGUCGCCGACUCGCACACUGACCCGCAGAUGUGCGACUUCAUUGAGACCGAGUUCCUCACCGAACAGGUGGAGGCCAUCAAGGAGCUGGGCGACAUGAUCACUCGCAUGCAGCGUGCCGGGCCCAACCUGGGCGAGUACAUCUUCGACCGCGACAUGAAGUAGGCGUGCGGCCCGUGCUGGCGGCAGGCGGCGACCAUGUCCGGCGCGGCCGGGGGACCGCGGGCAGCGGUCCCGGCCGUCCGUCCGGCCCAACCCACCCGACCCAGACGAAUGUUCCGCCAGUCGCAGGAAUAUACUGGGCUAGCUGA
Pollicipes pollicipes is the source of this 741-nucleotide messenger RNA. Its product is annotated as soma ferritin. NCBI's taxonomy places the organism in Eukaryota, Metazoa, Arthropoda, Thecostraca, Pollicipedomorpha, Pollicipedidae. Gene Ontology annotation, biological process: iron ion transport; intracellular iron ion homeostasis. Gene Ontology annotation, cellular component: cytoplasm. The coding region runs from base 80 to 595 and encodes 171 amino acids. The record is from RefSeq and is a predicted model, not a curated record. Gene Ontology annotation, molecular function: ferrous iron binding; ferric iron binding. The transcript has 3 exons.